Messenger RNA from Physeter macrocephalus (sperm whale), 11860 nucleotides. RefSeq names its product erb-b2 receptor tyrosine kinase 4 (gene ERBB4). Gene Ontology annotation, biological process: neurogenesis; negative regulation of apoptotic process; positive regulation of cell population proliferation. Gene Ontology annotation, cellular component: basal plasma membrane; plasma membrane; signaling receptor complex. NCBI's taxonomy places the organism in Eukaryota, Metazoa, Chordata, Mammalia, Artiodactyla, Physeteridae. The record is from RefSeq and is a predicted model, not a curated record. Gene Ontology annotation, molecular function: epidermal growth factor receptor binding; ATP binding; transmembrane receptor protein tyrosine kinase activity. The coding region runs from base 13 to 3984 and encodes 1323 amino acids. The transcript is spliced from 29 exons.
GACUUCCAAAAAAUGAAGCUGGCGACAGGACUGUGGGUCUGGGUGAGCCUUCUCGUGGCGGCGGGGACCGUCCAGCCCAGCGCUUCUCAGUCAGUGUGCGCAGGAACGGAGAAUAAGUUGAGCUCUCUCUCUGACCUGGAACAGCAGUACCGAGCCUUGCGCAAAUACUAUGAGAACUGUGAGGUAGUCAUGGGCAACCUGGAGAUAACCAGCAUCGAGCACAACCGGGACCUCUCUUUUCUGCGGUCUAUAAGAGAAGUCACAGGCUACGUGUUGGUGGCUCUUAAUCAGUUUCGCUAUCUGCCUCUGGAGAAUUUACGCAUUAUUCGUGGGACAAAACUUUAUGAAGAUCGAUAUGCCUUGGCAAUAUUUUUAAACUACAGAAAAGAUGGAAACUUUGGACUUCAAGAACUUGGAUUGAAGAACUUGACUGAAAUCCUAAAUGGUGGAGUCUAUGUAGACCAGAACAAGUUUCUUUGUUAUACAGACACAAUUCAUUGGCAAGAUAUUGUUCGGAAUCCAUGGCCUUCCAACCUGACUCUGGUGUCAACAAAUGGUAGCUCAGGAUGUGGACGUUGCCAUAAGUCCUGCACUGGCCGAUGCUGGGGACCCACAGAAAAUCAUUGUCAGACUUUGACAAGGACUGUCUGUGCAGAACAGUGUGAUGGCAGAUGCUACGGACCCUACGUUAGUGACUGCUGUCACCGAGAAUGUGCUGGAGGCUGCUCGGGACCUAAGGACACUGACUGCUUUGCCUGCAUGAACUUCAAUGAUAGUGGAGCAUGUGUUACUCAGUGUCCACAAACUUUUGUCUACAAUCCAACAACCUUUCAACUGGAGCAUAACUUCAAUGCAAAAUACACCUAUGGAGCAUUUUGUGUCAAGAAGUGCCCACAUAACUUCGUGGUUGAUUCCAGUUCCUGUGUGCGUGCCUGCCCUAGUUCCAAGAUGGAAGUAGAAGAAAAUGGGAUUAAAAUGUGUAAACCUUGCACUGACAUUUGCCCAAAAGCUUGUGAUGGCAUUGGCACAGGAUCAUUGAUGUCCGCUCAGACCGUGGAUUCUAGUAACAUUGACAAAUUCAUAAACUGCACCAAAAUCAAUGGGAAUUUGAUCUUCCUUGUCACUGGUAUUCAUGGGGACCCUUACAAUGCAAUUGAAGCCAUAGACCCAGAGAAACUGAACGUGUUUCGGACAGUCCGAGAGAUAACAGGUUUCUUGAACAUACAAUCAUGGCCCCCAAACAUGACUGACUUCAGUGUUUUUUCUAACCUGGUGACCAUUGGUGGAAGAGUACUCUAUAGUGGCCUUUCCUUGCUUAUCCUCAAGCAACAGGGCAUCACUUCUCUACAGUUCCAAUCCCUGAAAGAAAUCAGUGCAGGAAACAUCUAUAUCACUGACAACAGCAACCUGUGUUAUUAUCAUACCAUUAACUGGACAACACUCUUCAGCACAAUCAACCAAAGAAUAGUGAUCCGAGACAACAGGAAAGCUGAAAACUGUACUGCUGAAGGAAUGGUGUGCAACCAUCUCUGUUCAAACGAUGGGUGUUGGGGACCUGGACCAGACCAGUGCCUGUCGUGCCGUCGCUUCAGCAGGGGAAGGACCUGCAUAGAGUCUUGUAACCUCUAUGAUGGUGAAUUUCGGGAGUUUGAGAAUGGCUCCAUCUGUGUGGAGUGUGACCCCCAGUGUGAGAAGAUGGAAGAUGGCAUCCUCACAUGCCAUGGACCGGGACCUGACAACUGUACAAAGUGCUCCCAUUUUAAGGAUGGCCCGAACUGUGUGGAAAAAUGUCCAGAUGGCUUACAGGGGGCAAACAGUUUCAUUUUCAAGUAUGCUGAUCAGGAUCGGGAGUGCCACCCAUGCCAUCCAAACUGCACCCAAGGGUGCAUAGGCUCAAGUAUUGAAGACUGCAUCGGCCUGAUGGAUAGGUGUAGCGGUCCCACUAGUCAUGACUGCAUUUACUACCUUUGGACGGGCCAUUCCACUUUACCACAACAUGCUAGGACUCCUCUAAUUGCAGCCGGAGUCAUUGGCGGGCUCUUCAUCAUGGUCAUCGUGGGUCUAACAUUUGCAGUUUAUGUUAGAAGGAAGAGCAUCAAAAAGAAAAGAGCCUUAAGAAGAUUCCUGGAAACAGAGUUGGUAGAACCCUUAACACCCAGUGGUACGGCGCCUAAUCAGGCUCAACUACGUAUUUUGAAAGAAACUGAACUCAAAAGAGUAAAAGUACUUGGUUCAGGUGCUUUUGGAACUGUUUAUAAAGGUAUUUGGGUCCCUGAAGGAGAAACAGUGAAGAUUCCUGUGGCUAUUAAGAUUCUUAAUGAAACAACUGGUCCCAAAGCCAAUGUGGAAUUUAUGGAUGAAGCUCUGAUCAUGGCAAGUAUGGACCAUCCACACUUAGUCCGGUUAUUGGGUGUGUGUCUAAGCCCAACCAUUCAGCUGGUUACACAGCUUAUGCCCCAUGGCUGCCUGUUGGAUUAUGUCCAUGAACACAAGGAUAACAUUGGAUCCCAGCUUUUGCUUAAUUGGUGUGUCCAGAUAGCUAAGGGAAUGAUGUACCUGGAAGAAAGACGGCUUGUUCAUCGGGAUUUGGCAGCCCGUAAUGUCUUAGUGAAAUCUCCAAACCAUGUAAAAAUAACGGAUUUUGGACUAGCCAGGCUCUUGGAAGGUGAUGAAAAAGAGUAUAAUGCUGAUGGAGGAAAGAUGCCAAUUAAAUGGAUGGCUUUGGAGUGUAUACACUAUAGAAAAUUCACCCAUCAGAGUGACGUUUGGAGCUAUGGAGUCACUAUAUGGGAACUGAUGACCUUUGGAGGAAAACCCUAUGAUGGAAUUCCAACCAGAGAAAUCCCCGAUUUGUUAGAGAAAGGAGAACGUUUGCCCCAGCCUCCCAUCUGCACUAUUGAUGUUUAUAUGGUCAUGGUCAAAUGUUGGAUGAUUGAUGCUGACAGUAGACCUAAAUUUAAGGAACUGGCUGCUGAAUUUUCGAGGAUGGCUCGAGACCCUCAAAGAUACCUAGUUAUUCAGGGUGAUGAUCGUAUGAAGCUUCCCAGUCCAAACGACAGCAAGUUCUUUCAGAAUCUCUUGGAUGAAGAGGAUUUAGAAGAUAUGAUGGAUGCUGAGGAAUAUCUGGUCCCUCAGGCUUUCAACAUCCCACCUCCCGUCUAUACUUCCAGAGCAAGAAUCGACUCAAAUAGGAGUGAAAUUGGACACAGCCCUCCUCCUGCCUACACCCCCAUGUCAGGAAACCAGUUUGUGUACCGAGAUGGGGGUUUUGCUGCAGAACAAGGAGUACCCAUGCCCUAUAGAGCCACCACCAGCACGAUCCCAGAAGCCCCAGUUGCUCAGGGGGCUACCGCCGAGAUUUUUGAUGACUCCUGCUGUAACGGCACCUUACGCAAGUCCGUGGCACCCCACGUCCAAGAGGACAGCAGCACCCAGAGGUACAGCGCUGACCCCACAGUGUUUGCCCCAGAACGGAGCCCACGAGGAGAGCUGGAUGAAGAAGGUUACAUGACCCCUAUGCGAGAUAAACCCAAACAAGAAUACCUGAACCCUGUGGAGGAGAACCCUUUUGUGUCUCGGAGGAAAAAUGGAGACCUUCAAGCUUUGGAUAAUCCCGAAUAUCACAGUGCUUCCCAUGGUCCACCCAAGGCCGAGGAUGAGUAUGUGAAUGAGCCACUGUACCUCAACACCUUUGCCAACGCCUUGGGGAAUGCUGAAUACCUGAAGAACAACGUACUGUCAGUGCCAGAGAAGGCCAAGAAAGCAUUCGACAACCCUGACUACUGGAACCACAGCCUGCCACCUCGGAGCACCCUUCAGCACCCAGAUUACCUGCAGGAGUACAGCACAAAAUAUUUUUAUAAACAAAAUGGAAGGAUCCGGCCUAUUGUGGCAGAGAAUCCUGAAUACCUCUCUGAGUUCUCACUGAAGCCAGGCACUGUGCUGCCUCCUCCGCCCUACAGACACCGGAAUACUGUGGUGUAAGCUCAGCAGUGGUUUUCAGGUGGAGAGAGACGCCCGCUCCAACUUCCCCGCCGCCUCUCUUUCUCUUGUGGUCUUCCCUCUACUCUCAAGGCCAGUAGUUUUGACACUUCCCAGUGGAAGAUAUCAAGAUACAAUGAUAGUUAUGUGCUUAUCUAACUUGAACAUUAGAAGGAAGGACUGAAAGAGAAAGACAGGAGGAACCACACUGUUUCUUCAUUUCUCUGCAUGGGUUGGUCAGGAGACUGGAACAGCUAGAGAAGGACCAGCAAAUAUGAGGCAAUACUGCCUGCUGUCAAACUAGUUCCCAACUUUUUUUUAACGUUUUUUUCUUUGCCUCCCUUCCUUCCUUCCUUCCUUCCUUCCUUCCUUCCUCCCUCCCUCCCUCCCUCCCUUCCUUCCUUCCUUCCUUCCUGUAUUUCAAUGCACAUGCUUGAAAGACCCAAGCUGCAGGAACCGAUGUGUACAUUUUCAGCAGCCCUGGAAAUCCUAAUGAUGUUUCCAGAAGAACAAAACGAUGACCUUUUUUAUAAUGUAUGAUAGUAACUAAGAUUGAAAAUCCAAUCUCUUUCUCAGACAGUUUCAAUCUUGACAAGCAAGAAUGACCAACUCAGCUUUCAUAAGUUUUGAAUCUUCAUCAAAGUUAUAACUAGUAAUUAUGUUUGGAGAGCUUUUUUGUUUUUUUCAUUUUGUUUUGCUUUGAUCUGUCUCUUCAUAUUACUUUCUCCCCUCUUUUCAGCUUUAAUUUAUAAUUGCAAACAUUUUUACAUCAAACCUUCUUAGGUAUUGCUAUAAAGUGAAAGAAUUGUAAAAAGAAAUAUUUUAAUAUGGUGAAAUGGCCACUAUUUUAAAUAUGCAGUCUUUAAAAUUAGAAGGGGAGGCCAAGAUAUUAGUCAAAUGUAACAUCAAAUCUUACUUUUAUGUUUUACACUAUUGAAUAUGUAUCCCCACCCCCAAUCCUUUACAUUCUUCAACAUUUUCUUCCCCUCUAUGAAUGACAGUACUUAAUAGGCAGUUGGUCAUAUUAAGAGUAGAAGGGAAACUAAGAGACAGUUCUGUGUGGUUCAUGAAAACUACUGACACUUUCAGGGGUGGUCCAAUGGGGAAUCCAUUGAACUGGAAGAAACACACUGGAUUGGGUAUGUCUACUUGGCAGAUACUCAGAAAUGUAGUUUGCACUUAAGCUAUAAUUUUAUUUGUUCUCUUUCUGAACUCCGUUUUGGAUUUUGAAUGAAGCAAUAUGGAAGCAACCAGCAAAAUAAUUCAUUUAAGUACAUUUUUUUUUUAAAGAGCUAAGAUAAAUAAAGACUGUGGAAAUGCCAAACCAAGCAAAUUAGGACUUUGGAACACUUUGGGUUUAUGGUGAGAGGGUCAGCACAUGAUCAACAUGUGAUAUCACAUUUCCUAAACAAGGAAAGUUAUCCGGUUUGUAUACUCCACUUGAAGGAAUGCAAGUAAGGAUUGGCUUGAAUUCCAUGGAAUUUCUAGUAUGAGACUCUAUUUAUAUUAAGUGGAAGGUAACUGCACAUAAAUUGGUAUAAUAAAAAGAAAUACAAACAUUCAUUGCUUAUAGAUAGGUCCUUGGGUCAAAAGUUGUAAAUAAAUGUGAAAAAACUUCUCAUGUAAUUAUUUUAAUAUCCAACAUACUACUCUUUUGAUACUUUAUAUAAUAACUCUAUUUCUUCAAACACAACAUCCUAGUUCUAGAGCCACCUUUCUUGUGUAUCACUUAACCCACUGAGUUAAGAGGAGCAAUGGGAACAAAUGGUAGGAACGAGUUUUCAGGAAAAGGGGGCCUCAGGUCAGUAAUUAGAAAAAUUGGAUAGAAAUCUCUCUAUUUUAGGAAAGUCUGGCCCAAUUCAUUUGGAAUUUUAAAAAAAUAUUUCUUUCCAAUGUUAAAGUAUUGGAAUCAAAUUUGAAUGUAUAACCUAAUUGAAAGCAAUUAGACUAAAAAUCUCUAUUGGCAAAGAGGAGAGUUUAGAAAAAAGGAUGAAAAGAAAUCUAGGUUUCUGCCUAUUUUGAAAAGUAGAUCUAUCUAUCCAUUCAGCUCCCUUAUUUUUUCAACUCAUAUUUAUUUAUAGUCUACUAAAAGCACUGUGUUAUGUGGGGAACACCCAGAUAAAUGCAAUACUAUCCGUAACUUUAAAAUUUUACAAUCCAGAUUUAUUUGGCAUGACAUUUAAUUUUUUUAAUAUAAUUCAAGGAAUACAAUUGCACGGACUAUUUUAUGAAUAGUCAUAUAAAAUCAACUCUUUCUUUGUUAAAAGAUCUCCUGUGAACUCAUGUGGGACAUGAGUGAAACACCCUUCAAGUUCCUGAAGUUAGCAAAUAGGAUCGUUUCAGUGUUUUAUCAUUCAAACACAAACUGUUCUAGAAGGAUAUUGUAUCACUGGCUAAUUGUCCUAUUGGAUUCUAACUUAACCAUUAAAUCAACAAUAGAUGUUGGUCUUUGGCCAGGAACAUUGGAGAAAUUGGGAAUGGUUUCUUCCUGAGUUAUGAAAAGUGAGGGAAGCUUAAAGGCUGAGGUUGAGCAAGGGAGGGGUUUGUGAGAGCUCUUCCAGUGAAAUUCAAACAUGAACUUCCCAGGGUUGAAGACACAGAAUGAUUCAGGGGCCACAGCCUAAUAGCUCAGAGCUCAUUCACCCAGUCAGAGGAGUAUCCAGGAAAAGGGGUCCUCACAUCAGUUUUUAUGAAAGUUUAGAUAUAAACCUCUCUUUCUAAAAAAAUCUGUACCAACUCAUCACUGACAGCAUCCUUGUUGGAUACUGGAACUUGACUUUUUCUCCUGAUUUACAAUAUUCAUAUGGUUUCUAUGGGGAUAUGAAGAGCAGAAUCACUUAUACUGAAGAAGGAAAGAAAAAUAAUUAUUUUACUGUUAAGGUAAUAGAAAUGUAUUCAGUGAAGGUAGUGUCUCCGUCAUCCUAGGAACAUAAGACCCUUACACAUCAGGUACUAAUAACUGGAGAUAGAUGCAAGUAUAAUCCAAAAUGACCCAAAAUGCUUCACAAGAACUUUAUUGUUCCUUUUGAAUGAUUUCUGUAGCACAUACUUGAUUUCAGUUGUUUUAGGGUUUCUCUUUUGAUUUAUUUUUGUCCCCCUAGGAAAACAUAUUUCAGAGUGUAUGAGAGGGAGAAAAAAAAAGUUUCAUUUGUUCCAAAGAAUAACUUAUUCAACUCAGUAGAGUGAAAUUUAAAAAUGCCAAUUAAAGCCUGUGAAGUGCAUCAGAAUAUCAGAUUAUUGUAGGCUAGUUAUAUCAGUGCAAAUAUGCAGAACCAAUUAAGUAAAUUUGAAGAAAAUUAAUAGUCAAAUUACAAAGACUGUAUUUUUUAAAUCACCAAAUCUUGUAGCUUAUACCUAUCUUGGGGAAUCUUAUUUCCAGGUAAGAAAAACUGUAUAAUUAAAUGGUUGUUUAGGGCAGUGGUUCUUAGGUAGGUGAGAAAAGAAGUUUUCUAAACCAAGGUAGACCCAGAACCUCAAAGCAUCCUGAACCACAAAGACAUGCUUGAACGACUGAGUAGAAAUUGAUUUUCCAAAUAUUAAUAGCACAGGUUAGGGUGAGAGUUUUUCUCGGGUAAUUUUCUUGAAAUGGAAUGAAAAACAAUGCAAAACUCAAAUCAGAUUAAAAUGUAUAAACUAAAAAUUUGAGAUUGUUUUCUUAGUACAUCAGGAAGAAUGACUGAAUAUUUGUAGCUGGAGAGGAGAAAUAGUGUUCUUCUAAGUGUAUAAUGUAUGUGUUGAUACCUUGUAAAAUCAGGACUUGGCAUGAAGAUCAUGUAUAUUUCCAAUGCCUAAGACAAACCAGUAGGACUGUGAGAUGCUGCCCCUACAUGAAGUUGAAAGGGUUAUCAACAUGCUUUUUGAAGUGUCAAAAAUUUAAAAAAAAAAAAAAAAAAAAGGAAAUUGGUUAAGCCUGACAGGGAAGGAUGUAAAUACAUGUUUUUCUAGAGCUAUCUAAACUUUAUUUCAAAACUUGAAUUAUUCAUCCAUCUAUAAAUGUUGGUUAUUUAACUAGUAUAUGUAGUUCAUAAGGUAAUAGAAAAGGUGAUUAUGAAAGCAUGUAUAUAUCUGGACAGAACCAUGAUAAUGCUGUAAGAUGUAGAUUUAGUUAGAUUAACAGAUGUUAAAUGAUUUUAAUACUAUUAAAUAAAUCACACUAGAAAACUAACCACAGAAUAUAAUGUAGCAAAAUAAAAUGCAGGAUAUGAAAAUGUAGGAUGGAUUUUGCAUAGUAAAAAAUGUUUGCCAUUUAAAAUUGUUAUUUGUUAGGUUGAGCUGAAAGUGGGCGUAUAAAAAGCAGGUUCCACUUAUGAAAACUUGCUUUAAAGCAUUACAAUUAUUUUUUUCUCAUUCUCUUAUUCCUUUACCAUUUGUAAAAUAUAUUACGUGUAAAGAGGAAUUUUUCAAAUUUGUUUUGCAAAUACCACCUUGUAGAGUUUAACAGGCAAGUGUGUUACAGAUGACUUUAAGUAAGAGGUUUCAAAAUGAAGUGAAGGAAAUAUAAAUGUUCUAUUACCUUAUGCAGUGACAAAAAAAAUGAGUGGUGUCAUUUAGUAAACAAACAAAAUGCAUUUAAUUUGUGACAUAUCCUUUCUUUUUUCUAUGAUACCCUCCCAUCUCCAACAAGAACCCAAGGAAUUAGUUAACAAUAUUCUGAGAAAUAAAUGCUAAAGCAAGCAUUUCAAACUGCUGUAUUUCCAUUAUUUUGGACAAUAGUUGAUAGCCAGAUGAUUUUUAAUAGGGCAAAUGAGAAAUCCAGGUGGAUAAGGUUCUAGUUGUUGAAAAGCCAGAAAACUAAAUCUACUGUAUAUCCUAUGGGCAGAGAAUUCUGCUGGGCCUCUCUUUAUGCAUAUGGUCUUUGAAGGACAGCCUGGUACCCAUGCAGACACUAAAGGCAGACUUAUAUCUGCUGAUUGCCAUUUGCUUAAGAAUGAAUAAGAGUAUACAGAUGUAGACUGGGCAUCAUUUUAAAAUAACACUAUCAGUAGAGACCUUGAUAUUACUGAUAUUAAAAAGGGGCCAGCUUUUAUACUUCUGGGUAGAAUUAAUACAAUUUUUCUAAUACCAGAGAGCCUUUGCAAAAGUAGUUCUUUCCACAAUUUCAAACAUUAAGCUGUUGUGGGCACGGUGUUGGAUCAGGAGUCCUUCAGUUUAUAUGGACACAUGGCUUUAGCACCAUGGGCUACUUUGUUCUUUUCAUUAAACAAAAGUCUCUAUAAAAUAAAAUUUUCAGACACUCGGUUCAAGCCCCACUGAUUUUGUAAAGGUGCAAAAAUGUAGGAUGUGUCACUUUUGCAGACCCCUGCCUCACCUCUUCACAGCCAGGUGAUCUUUUGGGCAGAAGAAAUGCUUCUCUAGUCAUGAGUUGAAAAGACUCUAAGCCCCAGUUUCAUGGAGGUUUUCACAUGCUUCCCCUGGAAAAUACUCCCUGACAGUCAGCUUUGCAAGUAAGUGAUUAUCUUGUUAGGAAUCACAGAAACAAUUCAUUUCUCUCUGGACCUUAAGGAAAAUGCUGCCCUUACUUCUUUUACCAUUGGCACAACUACUCCAUUUUCCUUACUUUUCUGCCACCCUAGUUCAAAGCGGCCCCCUUGAUGCUGUGCCUGUCUUAAGCCAUAGUGGAACUCUGAGGUCCCACAUGCUGCUUUGUAAAACAUUGAUUUAGCCUCUGCCCUCAAAUGUCUGACUUUUCCAUAAAAGAUAGUAGCAAUUUGGACAUUGUUUAAAUUAUUUCUCAAAUAAAUGACUGAACAGAACAUACUUUACGAUGUUAAAAUUAUGCUUUUCCAUGAAGAUCGAUUCUCUUACUAUGUCCUUUGUAGGAAUUUGAGUCGAGUCAGCCCUGUGAAGAAUCUUGAAACUCACAUAUGUGCACAUACCUUUGGUAGGUUUUAGAUUUAAUCUUUUCAUGAAAACUUUACAUUAUAAUAAGUUAUUUUUGCCAGCAAAUUAACUUAUUUACUUUAUUUAUCUUACUUUGCUCCUGAUUGCAAAUAUUUUACAGCUACUGUAUAUAUUUUUUUUUUGAUAAAUGAAGAGUCUUAUUAUCAUAAAGGUAAAGGCUAUUCAGCUCUGAGAACCACCUGUAGCUCUUUACUGGAUCAUUCAUCCCUCUGACAAAUAUAUAAUGAGUGCAGUUUCACUGAAAUGAAAAUCCAUGUUGUCUAAUAGGUUGCCAUUUUUUCUCUACUUUUGCUUUUUAAGGAUAUUUUUCUUUCAAUGCUCUAAGUGUUUUACCCAUAUCACAAUAAGUGGUUACAUUUGUACAAAUAUAAGAAAACAAAGUUUCAUACCUGUAGGCAAUAGUCUAACUUGUCCAAACCACUUUGCCUUUACUGCUAUUUUUAUCCCUGAUGUGUAGCUGUUUCCCCCAGGCCUGUAGCUGUUAUGAAGGAAAGCAAAUCAUACCUCCUAAGUAUUGACAUAACCUGAUUCUUGAGUACCAUUUCCAGAUUUUUCAAUUAGUGGGGGGGUGUACCUUUUCCCUAAUGUGAGAGUCAUUUUCCUGUAUAUUUCUGGAUCUCUCAGGGGCUGGGAGGGGGGCGUGAGGGGCUACACCAUAGCACUCCAAGAAUCCUUUGGGAUUACUCCAGUAAUCAACUAUGAAAGUUAUUUUCUAAGUGUAGAUAUGUAAGCUGUUCUUUUAAAGUAAGGUACUUUGGAAUAUUGUAGCAUAAAUUGGUACUGCUGUUAAAUGGGUCGAUUAUUAAACUGAGCAGCUGUGCAAGGGCAGCUAACUUUGAAUGCACACCUCACUGGCUGGUGUGUCUACAUCUCCUGUCGUGAGCACCAGGGACUUUUAUUGCUGCAGGUCAAAACUGCAUUUUCACACGACAUGACUAGGUGUUCAUCUUUCCUGAGCACCAUUAUAACAAGAUCAAAUGAAAAUGAGAUCGAUCUGCAAGACAAUUCAGAGCACAAAAUGUCAUGUGAAAUCUUCUCUUAAACACUCAUCUCAUAUAUGCAUCAAAGUAGUUGACUAGUUGACGAAGAUCAGUUCAGGUGACAAAGGGAGACACUACCAAAAAGGCAGAGGCUUAAGGUAUUAUAUACAUUUGUAUUCAUUUCCUCAUGUUCUUAACUUGUAAAGAGAAAACAAGCCCUCUUGCUUCUGAAGUAUCAUCAAAGGACAGGGGUGCAAAAAUACCUAGCUGGUAAGCCAUUGAUGUUUCAUUUAAAUCCCAGUGUUCAAAGUUAGCUGCCUUUUUGAAAUAAACAAAAAAUACUACUGUAUGUUUGAAAAUGUGAAUAGUAUUUUUAUAGCUUGUUAAAGACAUGGCUAGUUGCAUUUGUAAAUAGGGAUAAUGUUGCUUUGAUUUUCUUCUGUGGACAUCUUUAUUUGGAACAUAAUUGUCUUUAGGGUUAAUUUGUAUAUAAGUAAUUGGCUUGUGAUUGUUUCUUUUGGGUUGGAAGUUAUCAUUUUGACAUUACUUGUGAUUCUGUGUUCAGCACUAUGGUGAUGUGUUCAACCUCUGCACUCGCUUACACAAUAGGAUAUGCCAAUUGUGUGUGGUGUAAUGUUAUUUUGAUUUUUUUUCUAUUUUAUCUAUGAAGGAUUACGCACUUAACACAUACUAACUUUUUUAAUGUUAGGUAUAUUUUUAGUAUAAUUUCCCUUAUUCUUUCUUCCCCUCCAACCCUUCACUCCAUUCUCCUUCCCUUCUCCCAUUUUCUGUUGUCAUUUGAGAAUGAGGGACAAACAGUAUUUUAAAUUUCUGUAAUUAGGCUUUUCUGUUAGUUCUCAAGGAUCCUCUCUUGGCUCUUGGGAAAGAAUUGUACCUGUACAAGGCAAUUAUAGAAUGCGACCUGCUUUGCCUCUUUCCACACUGAUCAUCCCAGCUGAACAAUUUGAAAACUGUUCUGCCUUUUUGUUACAUGAAUC